CGUUGAAGAAGAAGAAGAAGAAGUAGAAGUAGAGGAUUCUCAACGCCCCUUGGAAAUCUUUACCCCCUCACCAUGGAGGAGUGUUGAAAUCUUUUCUUCCAAUCUUCUAUCUCCCUUGGUGCUGGAAUCAUACAAUAAAGAGAUACAAUUGUUGAAAAGGGAAGUGAAUGCAAUGUUAAUGGCAACAGCAGCAUCACCAGACGUUGCAGAGACUGUCCGAGUAAUUGACGUAAUUACUCGACUCGGUCUCUCCUACCAUUUUGAGGAAGACAUAGAAUUUCUACUCAAUCAAAUGUUUGAAAGUGGUGAAGCUACUAAGGUUAUUCUUCACAAUCAUGACCUCUUCACUGUGGCUAUGAUGUUUCGAGUCUUUCGCCAACAUGGUUAUGAAAUGUCAUGUGAUGUGUUUCAGAAGUUCAAGGGGGGCGAUGGAAGAUUCAAGGAAACGUUAUCGAGUGAUGCAAUGGGAUUGCUAAGCAUGUAUGAAGCUGCGUUUUUAAGUCUGCCCAAUGAAGACAUACUUGAUGAAGCCCUAGAAUUCAGCAUGCUUCAUCUCAAGUCCUUAAUAAUGUCUUCCAAUGGCAAUAGCCCAUUGGAAGAAGUUAUUGUUGCACCCCACCUUAGAAGCCACAUAGCAAAUGCCUUGAGAAUGCCCAUCCACAAGGAAAUCCCAAGAUAUGGGGUUCACCAAUUCAUUACUUAUUUUGAUCAAGAGUCCUCGAAAAGUGGUGUACAAGAAGAGAGUCUGCUCCGAUUUGCGAAGAUGGAUUACAACAGGUUACAAAAUCUAUACCGACAUGAGGUUUGUGAAUGUCUAAGGUAAGCGUUCCUCGACCCCUGCCUCUAAUUAACUUACACCCAAAACUGGACCUCAUGUCAUUACCCGGGGUGUCAGCCAAGUAAUGUAAACCGCCAACAAUGCUCCGAAAAUGAGAAAUAUCCUUGAAAGGCAACGAAGGCUUAGUGAUAGGUCUCGUAGCCAUAGGAGUAAUAGCCGGAUGACAGUCGGACAUCCCAGCUCGGCGUAGAAGAUCACGGGCAUAUUUGGAUUGAUGGAGAAGUAUAGAAUCUUGCGUGCGCUGAACCUCAAUGCCAAGGAAGUAAUGAAGAGGUCCNUGCUCA
Messenger RNA from Cuscuta campestris, 1122 nucleotides. Lineage: Eukaryota; Viridiplantae; Streptophyta; Magnoliopsida; Solanales; Convolvulaceae. The record is from the annotation of a GenBank genome assembly.